Papaver somniferum (opium poppy) is the source of this 1994-nucleotide messenger RNA. Its product is annotated as F-box protein At4g22390-like. The record is from RefSeq and is a predicted model, not a curated record. Lineage: Eukaryota; Viridiplantae; Streptophyta; Magnoliopsida; Ranunculales; Papaveraceae. The transcript has 2 exons. Bases 632 to 1603 code for a protein of 323 amino acids.
UCUACCAUCUCAUAAUUCGAUUUUUGUAAAGAAGAAAAACCAGAGAUGGAGGUCUUCCAUGGUUGAUCUUGUUCGAACAUUCUAAACCGUGUCAAACCUCAGUCCUAUCAGUCACCUGCCGCGAGAGAAUAUUUGGGUAUUCUUUCACCACUACGUGUAGUACUCCUGCUGCUCCAAAGGGUACUUUUAAGGGUGUUGUUGUCAAGAAGAUUUGGGUAUUCUUAAGGCGAGCAAUCUUCAGAAUAAGAACAAAUCGUUGAAUUUGCGCUUCAAAAAUGCCGAGCGUAUUCCCCGACGGUGUUAUGGAUGAGAUUCUUUCAAGGUUACCGGUAAAGACGAUAUGUAGAUUCCGAUGCAUUUGCAAAGACUGGGAAAGUAAGUUCAAAGACCCUCAUUUUAUUAAAGAACAUCUUAACCAUAGCAAGAAAAGUGGGAAGUUUAAUUGUUUCUCAAUAUCAAAUUCAACUAAUUUUAAUUUGCUAUUAAGAGAAAGCACAUCAUCAUCAGCAUCUGAGGGUAGCUAUGUACACAUUGAUUCUCCAUUCAAAUCUCAAUUGGUUAAGUAUCCGUAUUUAGGGAUCGAACUCGUGGUUCUUACAAUGGUUUGAUUUUGCUGAGUUGCCUUAAAGAUAUGCACGCGUCUGUAGAUGAUUUGGAGGAGAGUCUUUGUCUUUGUAACCCAUCUACCAAAGAGUUCAAGGAAAUAUCAAUUCUAAGUGUCAAGUAUGGACCAGCUUAUGAUAAAAAAUUAAUCCGAAAAGAAGCCGCAGUUACAUACGGGCUUGGUUAUAAUUCCAAUACCGAUGAUUACAAGAUUGUGAAAGUUUAUCCAGUCUUUGCUAUUACUCCUUAUCCAGUCUACUAUGGUUCUGAAGUUCAGGUAUAUGCAUUGGGAUUGCAUUCGUGGAAAAUCUUACCCGACAUCGUUCCCUAUAAGCUAGAUGCUGAUUAUUGUAAAGCUGCAACAGUUAUUAAUGGAACUCCUCACUGGAUAGCAAGCCGAGAUCCAUCGAGUUCUGAUUUUAGUGGGUAUUCUAAAUGUAUUGUUUCUUUUGAUGUUGGAGGCGAUAAUUUCAGGGAAGUUCCAAUUAGUACACAAAUUGUUGAAGAGUUUAAUCAUCUUGAGAGUCAUAAUAGGGUCAAGACAUUGGGUGUUUUAGGAGGUUGCCUUUGUUUAAUAGUAUAUGAUCCUUAUCAUACUUUUGAAGUUUGGGUGAUGAAUGAUUACGAAAAGAGAGAAUCCUGGAAUAAAUUAUAUGUUGGGCAGAUCCCAGUUAAAGAUUUAAUGGAUGGUCACGGUCAGGUAAAUUAUUACGAUAGUAAGUUACUAUGGGAAUUCAAGAAUGGUGAAGUUUUAUUCGCUGUUCAGAGAAAUUAUUUAUACUAUACUAAUUUGGUUACAUAUGACCUGGUCCCGGUUCCCCAAAAAUCUAAAGUUUCCAAGAUCCGCGACUUUCUGGGACAAAAUUGCAGUGUAGAAACUUACCUGGAGAGUUUAGUAUCGCUUAACCCUAGGAUUCAUGAAGGGGAGCAAGAACAUCCUAAUAUAGGGGCACAUGCAUUUACCAAGUUAUCACUGAAAGGCAGAGAAGAAUCUAUCUGAUAGAAUCUGGCACAUGGACAAGUAAGGAAGUAAGGGACACAACUAAUCAUCCUAAGCUAUUCGUAAACAAACAGGGCAAGCAACCAAGCAAACAGACCCAUCCAACGAUUUCUAUUCUGAUGCGAUUUAAUCCCAGGUGUGUCGUCUAAUUUGCCACUGGGCAUUUUUAUUUUCUUAAACUAAAUGUAAGAUUCUCCUGGUCCAUUGGGCACUAACUACUUAACUAGGCAGCUCCAUGUUACCUGUGACCAUGAUAGGCACUGUCUUUUUAGUUUUUCGCUAUCCAAAUCUAAGUAGCAGGUUUGAUCGACAAGUAUAGUCGGCAGUGAUGCAGUUUCAUGUACAGAAUGAGCAUCUUUAUGAUCUACGAAACAAACCCUGAUUUUGCUGA